Messenger RNA from Bursaphelenchus okinawaensis, 4225 nucleotides. The record is from the annotation of a GenBank genome assembly. NCBI's taxonomy places the organism in Eukaryota, Metazoa, Nematoda, Chromadorea, Rhabditida, Aphelenchoididae.
AUGGUUGUUCAACCAACUGAAGAGUAUGGCCAAGCCAACUUCGCCAAGGGUGUCGGCAAGAUCCUCGAGAACAUGGGAUUCGCGGCAUCUACUGAUGCCGCCAUGAACGUGUUGAGCGCCUUAAUGCAAAGGUACUUUGAAGACCUUUGCAAGAGAACGGCGAUGUACAAAGAAAACGGUAUGCAUUUCAAUUUUUUGUUCACGUUUAGGUAGACAGAAUAUAAGUUGAAAAAUGGCUUGAAAGUCUAUACACCCAAGUUCUAACCACAAUAAAAACGAGUUGAUUAUAAAUUUUAAACAAAAGUUACAACAAUAAUGCACUUUUGAUACAUUUAGCUAACAUCUUCAUUUUAAAAUAAAAACUUAUAACGUAAAAAAAUCACUUUAAACAACUUACUUUUUAGCUGGACGCACAAAAUGCAUUUUGGAAGAUGCUAACCGAGCAUUUGCGGAUCAGGGUAUUGAUCUUGUGGAGCUACACGAUUACGUGCUCCAGGUCGGAAAUCUGCCUGUAACCAAGGUAAGCAACACAAGAUUUAACUGAAAAUAUUACAAAUACUAAUGUAUUAACCAUGUCGCUUUUAAAGAUACAAAAAAUGUGAAUUGACAAUCAAAAAUUAGUAACACCCUUAUAUUAACAAUAUUAUCAUGAAAACUUUUUUAGGUACCACAAUACCCAGUGAAAAAGCUGAAAGAUGCUAAUUUCGGGUACUAUUCAAAUAAACCUGUAGUGUACAUUGACCCAGACAAUGUACCUACGAUCGAAGCCCUGACCAGCCAACCCCAAGAAAACGCUGAGAUGAUGGAAGUUGAUGAACAACAACCAUCAACUUCAGAAGCCAUGGACACAAGUGAAUUAGAAAAUGGGGUUAAGAAAAUCGUCACAAAAACGAAGUUGUAAGUGAAUUAGUGACAAAAAUGACUUUUAUUACAAAAAAAUUGUACUGUUUAAAAAUGUAAAAAUACCUCUUUUAUACAAUAUAUGCUUCUUAAUAGUACCUAUACACAACUUUUGACUUGCCAAACGUUUUUAUUAUAUUUGAUGCUUUUAUAGGUAUUCGGCCGCGGUAGAAAAAGUGAUUAACAUCCCCAAUUUUGCCAAUUUCGACUUUGAAGGCCUAGGCUUCUCAGAUAAGCCUAAAGUUGAGCCUCGAGACUUUAAUGACUCGGACAGUUCGUUCAACAAGUCCUUUGACAGUAGCUUCACGUUUGCUCCUGUCAAAGUUGAACCUGCACCAUCAGCCGAACCAGUACCAGUUGUAGCUCCAGCACCAAAGCCCAUCACUCCGGUUUUACGACCGGUCGGCACAAAUGUGCCUUUGAAGGUCACAAAAGGCAGAAACGUUGGUUUAGCACCAUUUUUGCCAUCUCAGCCUAGCCAGGCGUUUCAGAAAAUAAAAACCGAACAUGAGCAAGUAGCCCCAUCGUUAACGGUUAUCAAGAAUCCGGUCGAAGAAAGUCCAGAAAAGGUAAAGAACAAUACUUUAUAUCACGUACUUAAAAUUCAAGUUGUCUUAUUUUCUACUACUUUUGAUAUGUUUUAUAUAUAUAACACUAUUAAAAAACUCUAUAAGCGAUUAAGGAUCCAACUUAGAUUAUACUAUAGUCCUAUAAGAUCUUACUGUACACGGUAUUGUAUUUUAGUCAAAGAAACACAAAAAAGAGAGAAAAAGAGACAAAGAAAAAGAAGGACAAAACGAAAGACAAGAAGCACAGAGAAAAGAAGAACAAAGACAGCCCUGCGCCAUUAUUGCCCAUGCCCGGACUAGACCGGUUUGAACCGUUCGUCAGUGCGCCGGUUCUAGCUCCAACUCAACCCACCUCUCCACUACCUCAAAUCGCCCCCAUUACAAUUAGUAUACCUCCACCUCAACCAGUACCAACAAUCACCGACGCAGUACCAACAACAAAGCCCUUUUCCAAUCCACCACUACUCUCCCUUGAGCAAAAAGACACUCCACCCCCAACUUUGGAACCGGCUGAAGCUGUUGCCAACGAAUUGAAGAGUGAGGCUGUAGAAGAAAUUAAGGUACAGUAUCAUUUUUUGAUAAAAGACACUCACUAUUCUUUAACACAAAUUAAAUUUUCAAAAAGUGUUUACAUCAAUUAAUCUUACUUUUGCUUAUACAAAAACAAAGAAAUUUUAGAAAGACAAACACCACAAAAAAGACAAAGACAAGAAAGAAAAGAAGAAAAAGAGAGACAAAGAAAAGAAAGAAAGCAAAAAAAGAGACCAUAAUGGUGAAGUGCUGACUCCAGUCACCGGAGUUACAACUACAACACCAGACGCCGUGACGGCUUCUGGUGUGUCAAAACCGGCUGGAAUUAAGAUAAAGUUUAAGCUAGGUGGCCAAAAUUCUGUGGAAUCCAUUUCACCGCCCAAAGAAGUCACGCCGUUAGUCAACGACGCAACAGUAGAACCUCCAGCCAAGAGUCCUAAGCUGUAUGUUUUAAAAACUUAUAUUAAUUUAGUGUUAACUUGCGGCUUGCAAAAGUUAAAAGCAAACUUAAAAUUGAAAAAAAAGAAAGUUUAAGUUUAUGUAGAAAAUAUUUUAAUGUAUUAAUUCCAUUUAAACAAAAAAUACUUUUUAUAUUCGUUAACGGCUUAUAAAUGAAAAUAUUAUAGUGAACCAGUCCAACCUGCACCACCAGAGCCACUUAAGGUCGCCCCAUUGAGGAUUUCUCCUCCAAAGCCAUUUGUACCAGAAGCUAUCGCUCCUGCUACAACUAGUAAUGACCCAGUAGUGCCAAUGGAAGAUGUAAAAAAACAAGAAAAUGCAGAAGAACUGCCAAAAUCGCCAAAGAAACAUAAGAAAGAGAAGAAACAUAAGAGAGAUAAAGAAAAGAACGGCGAAACAGAAGAAAAUGGCGAAGAAAACAAGUAAGUUGGCUUUCACUCGGCCUAUACUAUUAUUAAAAUGACAAAAAAUAUAUAGCUUGACAAAACGCAAAACAACCUUAAACUAACACUAUUCACUCUUAAAUUACAAUCAUUUCAGAGAAAAACACAAAAAGAAGAGCAAAGACAAAGAACAUAAGGAGAAGAAAGAAAAAAAGAAGAGCAAAGAUAAAGGAGAAAAGCCAGAAGAAGAACCAUCCAAGAAGUCCCCUACCUUGAAAAUCAAAUUUUCAAAUUUGGGUGCCGAAGCCAGCAAAAAAGAGCAGAAAGCAGAAGCCGAAAAAACCAAACCAACUGCCAUACCUCCAACGUCAACGGCUUCACAGUCCGCCGUACCUGCGCCAGAACCAGUAUCAGCUUCACCUGAUAACACCAUUGAUAGCACGAUUAGUGGUGAGACCAUUAUUACCACAGUUCCAAUUGCCAUUGAAGUUCAACCUGUACCAGUUGUCCCAGAAGUAGUAGCUGCGGCUCCAGAAGUACUACCAUCCCAAAUUGUUGAAGAACAGAAAAAGGAAAAGAAAGCUAAAAAGGAGAAGAAACAGAAGAAAGACAAGAGCAAAGAGAAGGAAGAAAAGAAAGAUAAAGAAGCAAAGAAAGAAAAACGAGACAAGGAAAAACCUAAAAAGGAAAAGAAAGACAAAGAAAAGAAAGAAGUAAAGGAAAAAGAGAAGGACACGGGUAAUGCAGAGAAAGAAAAAGAGAAAAAGACCAAAGAAACAGAGAAGUCAGAAAACGUAAGCAGAGUUAGUACCCCGAAGCUGGAUCGGCCUAACUCAUCGGCUUCGGCAAAAAGCAAAAUUAAGGUAAGCUUGAUAAUAAAUGAACCCAAAAACUAUAAUAAACAAGGAAAACCCUGUUCUUACAAAGUUAAAACACUUAAUAAAGUACUAAAACACAUAAAGUAAUAUAUACAUUAUAUUUUAGUCCGAAAAAGCUGAAAAAGAAGCUUCACGUCCACACACUCCAGCCGUGCGACCGUCAUCAGCCAUAAAAGACCCCAUCCCAACCCCAACACCUCCAAAAACACCAGUCGAUAAAGCACCAAAGCCUGAUGCAACACAAAAGGCCAAACCCGGCAAACCCCCAAAGGCACCAAGAAAAGGCAAGAAGGACAAGUCGCAGAAGGUUUGGGUAUGUCCCAAAUGCUCUGUGGCCUAUGUUGAAGGAGCGGCAGACAUGGUCGGAUGCGAUAGCUGCGACCUAUGGUACCACUGGCACUGCGUUGGGAUGGUACGUCCACCAGCCGCCGAUCAGGACUGGUUCUGUCCCAAGUGCACCAAAGAGCGCAAGGGUGGAAAGCUGAAAAAUAAGAGUAAGAAGUAG